AUGCUAGCGUCAAUUGUCCUUGGAAUUGGUGUCAGAGCCUCGUUGGCUGUUGCUCAGCAGCCUCUCGGGCCCGGCCAGACGCCAGAGGAUCCUAGCGGGCGGGACGGCCCGGAGGCAGCGACAAACACGUCAAAGCAUUAUCCACCUGCCCCAGACACCUGGGCCAACCUCACAUGGGCGCUAAACGGUACAGGGGCGCCGGGAAUCUACAAUUCCUCGCACACCCCAGACAGCCAGUAUGGCACGUACAACUGGUGCAACAUGCCACAUGUCCGCGCGCAGGAGUACAAGGUUCCCGUCGACGGGUACCAGCUGGUGUACGUCGAGGCCGUCCAGCGGCAUCAUAAACGGACGCCGUAUGCGUCGAAUACGUUGCGUCACGAGGACGUUACGUGGGAGUGUAACGGCGCGGGCCCAUAUGCACAUGCGCGUGCGGCCACCUUCUCCACCACACCAGUGUACUGGCAGAGCAUGUCUGGGACGCUGAACCCGUUCGAGAAGGUUGUGGACCCGGGGUUCGUUAACUCUACAUGCCGCUUCCCUUCUAUCACAACCGGCGGCCUUGAAGACGCGCGACAGCACGGCGAGGAUUUCCGCCACGUUUAUGUCGACCGCCUGGGCUUUCUCCCACCGGGUUCAAAUCGCGAUGAGUAUUCUUUCCGCGUCACGAACAACGUCAUCACGAGCGCGACACUUGGAGCCUUCGUCGCUGGACUCUACCCCGACCAGGAAGAGUAUGAGGCAUUGGUUCAACCUGAGACCUACGACUCGCUCGAGCCGUCCUUUCCUUGUCCUACCGCCUCGAAGCUGCUCAACCAGAUCCGACAGGAGGCGGAGUGGCUGCAACAUUUGAACGCGUCGACGGCACUCAUGAGCCGGUUCGACGAUGUCGCCGGCCGUGGGCCAGACGACAAGGACUGGCACGUCUCCUACGAUCAUGCAUACGACAACCUUUCAGCCAAACAAUGCCAUGACCUGCGCCUCCCUUGCUCUGCCACCAACUCCACGCUGUGUGUGCCACAAUCCGACGCGGACACUAUCUACCGCCUUGGCCACUGGGAAUACGCAUACAUGUACCGUGUCUCCAAUCGGAGCACAGCCUUUUCAGCACUGAAGAUGGGUGCGUGGUUCGGAGAAGUCGCCGAGCACCUGCGCACGGCGGCCGCCGGCCACAAGAUCAAGUACCGCCACAACUUUGCACACGACGGCUCCAUGGCCGCCAUCCUUGGUCUGUUGCAGUUCGCCAAGCCCAUGUGGCCCGGUACAGGUGCCGAAGUCGUCAUCGAACUGUGGAAGAAGGAAUCGGAAUCGGGCCGAAACUUUGUACGCGUCCUCUGGAGCGGCCAGCCAUUGGAGACGAGUACGCCACUCGGUACCCUCGAUAUGGUCCCACUCUCCGACUUCCUGGGGUAUCUCGAGCAGACGAUCCCAUCAGACCUCGUCUCGGCAUGCGCAUCCGAGAUCCCUAACUCUCCAAGUGUCCAGGUGCCACGCCAGUAG
This is a messenger RNA of Cutaneotrichosporon cavernicola, 1500 nucleotides long. RefSeq lists its product as uncharacterized. Bases 1 to 1500 code for a protein of 499 amino acids. Gene Ontology annotation, biological process: dephosphorylation. Gene Ontology annotation, molecular function: phosphatase activity. The record is from RefSeq and is a predicted model, not a curated record. NCBI's taxonomy places the organism in Eukaryota, Fungi, Basidiomycota, Tremellomycetes, Trichosporonales, Trichosporonaceae. The transcript is spliced from 7 exons.